GCAAAAUGAUGGCAGACCAUAGUCCCAUGCAGAGCCAGCAAGAUUUACAAAAUGGUAGUGUAGAGGAAGGCGUUGCGGUACAUCCCCUUGAGAGCGACUCCCAAAACGGGAUGGAGAGCCUGGGCCCAAGGAAAUACUCUUCCAGUCUGAGGUUCAAAGCCAACGGGGACUAUUCUGGCUCCUAUCUGACCCUCUCGCAACCUGUGCCUGCCAAGAGAAGCCCUUCUCCUCUGGGCACCAGUGUCAGAAGUAGUCCCUCUGUGGCCAAAAUCCAAGCAAGCAAGCCAUUCUCCUGUGAUGGGACUGACAAAAGUACGUCCAUGAAACCUCCCACACCUUUACUCAGCACCCCUUCUGGUGCAUACGCCCUGGGGAGAGCUGACUUUGAUCACUACACUGGGCGGGACAGUGAGAAGCCCUUGAGACUCUCCGAGAAGCCUCCCUAUUCCAAGUAUAGCUCGAGGAAUAAGUCACAUGACAAUGUGUACUUUCUCGGAGGGCUGGAAGGCAGGAAGGCAUCUGGCUCCCUCCUGACCAUGUGGAAUGGCGGUUCCCUGAAUGACAGCGGGCCCUCUCCCAUCAGCAGAUCGGGAGCAGCAAGCAUGCCUUCAAGCCCAAAGCAAGCCAGGAGAAUGAACCUUCAGGACAACCUGACACUGCAGCCCAAGUCAAGCAGACACCGGGAGCUGGCCACCGAAAGCGCUGCUUUACGGACCCGGAAGUAUUCGGGCGGCCUCAGUCACAUGGGAGCCUACAGCCGGUCGCUUCCCAGGUUGUACAAAGCCACAGAGAAUCAGCUGACGCCGCUCAGCUUGCCUCCCAGAAGCUCUCUGGGCAAUUCCAAACGAACAAAACUAGGGGAAAAGGAUCUACCUCAUGGCAUUGUAGACGGCGACAAUUACCUUAACUUUUCCUCUUUAAGCUCAGGAGCCCUCCCCUACAAGUCCUCUGCCUCCGAGGGCCAUCCUUAUGUCAGUUCCACCCUCAGCGUGCCUGCCAGUCCUCGUGUGGCUCGGAAGAUGCUUCUGGCCUCCACCUCCUCCUGCGCUUCUGAUGACUUUGAUAGGGCUUCAUUCCCGGGGACCAGUCCCAGCCACUCGAUUCCUCUUGGAGAGCCAGACAGAUUGUUUGUAGCCAGGAGGAACUUCUCUUGUGGCUCCAUUGAGUUCGACGAUGCUGAUUUGGACAGCCUCCGUCAGGCCUCGGGGACGCCCCAGCCUCCCCUUCGGGAACGAAAGAGCAGCAUUAGCUCCAUUUCCGGGCGCGAAGACCUCAUGGACUAUCACCGGCGGCAGAGAGAGGAGAGACUCAGGGAGCAGGAGAUGGAGCGACUGGAAAGACAGCGUCUGGAGACCAUCCUCAGCCUAUGUGCUGAGUACACAAAGCCCGACAGUCAUUUGUCCACUGGUACAACCGUGGCGGAUGUGCAGAAAAUCAACAAGGAGCUUGACAAGCUGCAACUCUCCGAUGAGGAAUCGGUGUUUGAAGAAGCCCUGGCAGCUGCUGAUACGCGUUACAGGUGCAACCGGAAGGGCUCACACCAUGAUGCAGACUUGGCUGGCUUCGGGGGCCUCGGUCAGAGCAGUGGUAACUUCCUUGCCCCCAGAAACGUCAGAAAUGAGGAGCUGCUCAGUGACCUCACCAGGACGCCUCCUCCACCAUCCUCUGCCUUUCUGAAAGCUUCCAGCGAGUCCUCUUACCUAAGCAUCCUCCCAAAGACCCCAGAGGGCAUAAGUGAAGAACAGAGGGCUCAGGAGCUGGCCGCAAUGGAAGAUGCUCGAAUAGUAAUUCUGAACAACCUGGAGGAGCUUGAGCAAAAAAUCAAAGAUAUAAAUGACCAGAUGGAUGAAUCUUCCAGAGAGUUGGAUAUGGAAUGUGCUCUUUUGGAUGGAGAACAGAAAUCUGAAACAACGGAACUCAUGAAGGAGAAGGAGAUUUUGGAUCAUCUAAACCGGAAGAUUGCCGAACUAGAAAAGAACAUUGUUGGUGAAAAGACCAAGGAGAAGGUAAAGCUUGAUGCUGAAAGGGAAAAACUAGAGAGGCUUCAGGAGCUUUACUCCGAGCAGAAGACCCAGCUGGACAAUUGUCCUGAGUCCAUGAGGGAGCAGUUACAGCAACAACUGAAGAGGGAUGCGGACCUGCUGGAUGUUGAAAGCAAGCACUUUGAAGAUUUGGAAUUCCAGCAGCUUGAGCAUGAAAGCCGACUGGAUGAGGAAAAGGAGAACCUGACCCAACAGCUCCUGCGUGAAGUGGCUGAGUAUCAACGCAACAUUGUUACUAGGAAGGAAAAAAUUUCUGCAUUGAAAAAGCAGGCCAAUCAUAUUGUCCAGCAGGCUCAGAGGGAGCAAGAUCAUUUUGUGAAAGAAAAGAAUAAUUUAAUAAUGAUGCUGCAAAGAGAAAAAGAGAAUCUUUGCAAUUUGGAAAAGAAAUACUCCAGCCUCUCUGGAGGGAAAGGAUUCCCUGUUAACCCCAAUACUCUAAAGGAGGGCUAUAUCAGUGUAAAUGAAAUUAAUGAGCCAUGUGGCAAUUCCACGAAUCUGUCCCCUUCCACUCAGUUCCCUGCUGAUGCUGAUGCUGGUGCUGAUGUCACUGAGCCUGCCACGGCUGUGCCGCAAAGAUCUGCUGUCUGUUCUGGAUUUGUGUUUCCUUCCACCCUUUCUGCUCAUCCUGUCCCUGAGCCUUCAUCAGACCCUUGGCCUGAAGUCAUGACUACAUCUGUCAGUCCUUUCCCUUUAAAUGACACACCUCCUCCUCUACCAGCUAAGAAACACCGAAGGCAACCACCCCAAGAGCAACAGCACUUUAGAAGUCUGGAAGAAAGGAAAAAACAGCAUAAAGAAGUCCUCUAUUUGAGUGAUACUUUGCCUCGAAAGAAAACCACACCUUCCAUCUCCCCACAUUUCAGCAGUGCUACCAUGGGGAGAAGCAGCACCCCAAAGGCUCAUUUGCCACUGGGACAGAGCAAUAGCUGCGGCAGUGUGCUUCCCCACUCACUGGCUACCAUGACCAAAGACUCUGAAUCGAGAAGGAUGCUCAGAGGUUAUAAUCACCAACAGAUGAGCGAAGGGCAAAGGCAGAAACCCUCUGAAUUUUACAGCCGCACAGCAUCUGAGUCAAAUGUCUACCUGAACAGCUUCCAUUACCCAGAUCACAGCUACAAGGACCAAGCCUUUGAUACCUUGAGCCUGGACAGCUCAGACAGCAUGGAGACAAGCAUCUCUGCCUGUUCACCUGACAACAUUUCAAGUGCCAGCACUUCAAACAUUGCCAGAAUAGAAGAAAUGGAGAGAUUGCUGAAGCAGGCUCACGCAGAAAAGACAAGGCUGCUGGAAUCCAGGGAACGGGAAAUGGAAGCCAAAAAACGAGCUCUGGAAGAAGAAAAACGACGCAGAGAACUCCUGGAAAAACGACUUCAGGAAGAAACCAGCCAGAGGCAGAAGUUAAUAGAAAAGGAAGUAAAAAUAAGGGAGAAACAAAGAGCACAGGCUCGUCCUCUGACACGUUAUCUGCCUGUGCGGAAGGAAGACUUUGAUUUGCGAAGCCACGUAGAGACUGCCGGCCACAAUAUCGACACCUGUUACCACGUGUCAAUCACGGAGAAGACCUGCCGUGGAUUCCUCAUCAAAAUGGGUGGGAAAAUUAAAACCUGGAAAAAACGUUGGUUUGUUUUUGACCGAAACAAGCGGACGUUCUCCUACUAUGCAGACAAGCAUGAAGCUAAACUAAAAGGAGUAAUAUACUUUCAAGCCAUUGAAGAGGUGUAUUAUGACCACCUUAAGAAUGCUAAUAAGAGUCCGAAUCCAUUACUUACCUUCAGUGUCAAGACACAUGACAGAAUCUACUACAUGGUGGCCCCAUCCCCAGAAGCUAUGCGGAUCUGGAUGGAUGUCAUAGUUACUGGGGCAGAAGGUUACACUCACUUCCUGUUGUGAACCGAGGAAGAGUCUAUUUCAGGGAACACUGCAGUAAUCUUUUACAAGAAAGAAGUCAUAUCCAAUCCCAACAGACGGACAGACCCGACAGACCAUCCUUGUAGCUGAAUACACUCAGAAACACAACAGACCCGUACCCCGUACUGUAUAUAUUCAGAGCUCCUUUUAUAUUAAUGAAAAGUCAUUUAAAAAACAAAAAGGAAAGAGGGUUUUCAUUCAAUGAUUAGUCAUAAAUAUAAAAAAACUGAAAUUUGUAUGAGAAGAAAAACACCAUUUCGAUAAAUAGCAUCACUUAUAGGAACCUUUUUUGUAAACUUUUUAAAAAUCAAUUGUUUUGGUGAAAUAAACUAAAUUGUUUACAGAAUGUCUGUAUAUAUGUACUUGGAAAUGCAGAAUUAUUUUAGCACACAAAUAAUUGGCACUGACAUGAUUGGAAAUAAGCUGGCUUUUUCUUUUUUUAA
Molecule: messenger RNA, 4393 nt
Organism: Ochotona curzoniae (black-lipped pika)
Lineage: Eukaryota; Metazoa; Chordata; Mammalia; Lagomorpha; Ochotonidae
Gene: PHLDB2
Product: pleckstrin homology like domain family B member 2
Exons: 18
Coding region: 6-3932 (1308 amino acids)
Biological process (GO): regulation of microtubule cytoskeleton organization
Cellular component (GO): basal cortex
Source: RefSeq, a predicted model, not a curated record